GCUGAAGCGACGUGCGCCUGGUUUAUUCGGCAGUUAUCGUGGCAUCCAAGACAUCCUAUGAUGGAGUAGACUUUUUAAGGAUGGACGAAGCUCUAGAUGACAAAAUGAAAAGUCCAUCGAAUCAGUCCCUUUUACUGGACUUGUGCUACAAUAGAGUUAAAAGAUAUGCGGAAAGAAGACACAAAACUGCCCACAAAAAUGAAACAAAUCCGGAUUUCUUGACUGCAGGUGUUCUUAUUCCUAUUUUUGUCAGAGAGGGAUCUCUUUAUACCCUUCUCACACUAAGAUCUGAACAUUUACCCACUCACAAAGGAGAAGUAGCAUUUCCCGGAGGAAAAAAGGAAGAUGUCGAUGUAGACAUUGUAGCUACAGCUUUAAGAGAAGCUCAAGAAGAAGUUGGUUUAUCUCCGGAGAUUGUGCAAGUCGUUGCAGUGUUGAGUCCACUGACAUCGCGAGCAAGAGCAAGGCCGAUGUACGUGUAUCCAGUAAUUGGCAUAGUUAAGUCACAGUUUAACUUAGAAAUAAACAGCUCGGAGGUUCAGACUACGUUUGAGGUCCCUUUGGAGUUUUUCCUUCUGAAAGAAACGCAAAAACGUGAUCAAUUUAAUUUCAAAGGUAGCACAUUUGAAGUUCAUUUCUUCUUGUAUGACUCAGGUGCAUGUGAAUGCGACAGCCAAAAUACAAAUUCGACCUUCCAUAUUUGGGGAUUAACUGCUUCAAUUUGCUUAUGUGUGGCUAUGGUAGCAUUGAGCAAACUACCUGAGUUUGACCUGGAAGAACACUAUAAAGAACUUAUGCAGUACAUAACAGAGACAAAUGAAAAUGAUGAUGAUGAUGAAUUAAAACCACAAAGUAGAAUGUGAGAAAAUUAAGGCCACUGCUGAAAUUUGAUGUUAGAUAAUUUUGCUACCCAUCCUGUGAUCCUUUUGGGGAAACCCCACAGACAGAAAUGGUAGCCUGUGCUUUAGACAUACCUUCAGAUUUAGGAUUAGAUAGGGGGCACUUCAUUAAAGUGGGGUGGGGGGCUGCAUGUUUAACUAAAUCUGCUGUCAGUGGUCAGAUAUGAUUGCAUGUCAUUCAAGAUUCAGGUAAUAAAGUUUUUGUUUUGAACUAUUA
Molecule: messenger RNA, 1116 nt
Organism: Stylophora pistillata
Lineage: Eukaryota; Metazoa; Cnidaria; Anthozoa; Scleractinia; Pocilloporidae
Biological process (GO): coenzyme A catabolic process
Molecular function (GO): coenzyme A diphosphatase activity
Source: RefSeq, a predicted model, not a curated record